This is a messenger RNA of Xenopus laevis (African clawed frog), 2029 nucleotides long. It is a transcript of the gene nup58.S, whose product is annotated as nucleoporin 58kDa S homeolog. NCBI's taxonomy places the organism in Eukaryota, Metazoa, Chordata, Amphibia, Anura, Pipidae. Gene Ontology annotation, molecular function: structural constituent of nuclear pore. Gene Ontology annotation, cellular component: nuclear envelope; nuclear pore. Gene Ontology annotation, biological process: nucleocytoplasmic transport. The record is from RefSeq and is marked predicted.
UGUUUUCUCAGUUUGGGAGCUUGCAGGACCCGUAGAAAGCACUUCGCGCAGCUCUUGACGUCAUCAGCAAGCGCCUUUCCCUCGCUCUCACUCUCUCCCUGCAGCUACUGAGCGUAGAGUGACGGAAAACGAAUAAGGCGCGUUUUCUCUGAAGUGGACGGACAUGGCCUCCGGUUUCUCUUUUGGUACCGCGGCGGCCAGCACUACUACACUGAACCCAACGGCCGCAGCUCCUUUUUCAUUCGGGGCAACUCCGGCAGCCAGUAACACUGGCACAACUGGAGGACUUGGUUUUGGCGCAUUUAAUGCAGCUGCAACCCCUGCAACAACUACAGCUACAACAGGCCUUGGGGGAGGGCUUUUUGGAGCAAAACCUGCCGCUGGAUUUACAUUGGGUGGAGCAAAUACAGCCACUGCUACAACAACAGCAGCUUCCACAGGUUUUAGCGUUGGUUUCAAUAAACCAGCAGGAUCUGCCACCCCCUUCUCUCUUCCAGUUACUUCUACCUCUUCUGGGGGCCUCUCCUUGGCAUCUGCUCUCACGUCUACUCCAGCCACAGGGCCCUCUCCAUUUACAUUAAACUUGGGUAGUACACCUGCCACAACUACAGCAGCCGCCACUGGCUUGUCACUUGGUGGAACCCUGACUGGGCUUGGUGGGUCACUGUUUCAAAACACAAAUCCUUCAGCAACAGGGCUUGGCCAGAGCACACUGGGCCAAAGCACACUGGGCCAAAGCACACUGGGCCAGAGCUUACUGGGCCAGAGCUUACUGGGCCAGAGCUUACUGGGCCAGAGCACACUGGGCCAAAGUACACUGGGCCAGAGUUUACUGGGCCAAAGCUUACUGGGCCUUGGUUUAAAUUUAGGAGCUGUAGCCCCUGUCUCACAGGUUACAACACAUGAAGGACUUGGAGGUUUGGAUUUCAGCAGCUCUUCUGACAAAAAAAGUGACAAAGCCGGUACCAGACCAGAGGAUAGCAAAGCACUUAAAGAUGAAAAUCUACCUCAGUUGUUAUGUCAAGAUGUAGAAAAUUUCCAGAAAUUUGUGAAGGAGCAGAAGCAAGUCCAGGAGGAGAUCAGCCGAAUGUCCUCCAAAGCAAUGCUGAAAGUACAAGAAGACAUUAAGGCAUUAAAGCAGCUGUUAUCUGUUGCAUCCAGUGGCCUCCAAAGGAAUGCAUUGGCAAUUGACAAGCUGAAAAUUGAAACAGCUGAGGAACUUAAGAAUGCUGAAAUAGCUUUAAGGACACAGAAAACACCUCCGGGGCUUCAGCAUGAAAAUACUGCUCCAGCAGAUUAUUUUCACACACUGGUGCAGCAGUUUGAGGUUCAGUUACAGCAAUACAGACAGCAAAUUGAGGAACUGGAGAACCAUCUAGCAACACAGUCAAAUACUUUGCAUUUGUCUCCUCAAGAUUUGUCCAUGGCAAUGCAGAAGCUUUACCAAACAUUUGUGGCCUUAGCUGCCCAGCUUCAGGCAGUGAAUGAAAACUUUAAGAUGCUCAAAGAACAGUACCUUGGCUACCGGAAAGCGUUUUUGGGCGAUUCAACAGAUGUGUUUGAGGCGAGGCGAGCAGAAGCAAAGAAGUGGCAGAAUGCGCCUCGUGUUACCACAGGCCCCACCCCCUUCAGCAACAUACCAAACGCCGCUGCCGUUGCAAUGGCCGCAACAUUAACGCAACAGCAGCAGCCUACCACAGGAUUUGGAAGUAGCUCUGCUUUUGGUGGCAACACCUCUGGCUCAUCUUCCUUUGGCUUUGGAACGGCAAAUAAACCAUCGGGAAGCCUAAGUGCAGGGUUUGGCAGUACAUCUACAUCUGGAUUUAACUUCAGCAAUCCUGGCAUCAAUGCAUCAGCUGGCUUAACCUUCGGAGUAUCCAACCCUUCAUCUACAAGUUUUGGGACAGGACAGCUGCUUCAGCUUAAGAAGCCUCCAGCUGGAAACAAGAGAGGGAAACGAUAGACCUGUUUUUGUUUUGUUGUUUUGGUGACCUUUCUACUUGUUAUUACACAAAAUAAAUCUAUUUUU